Psylliodes chrysocephalus is the source of this 1716-nucleotide messenger RNA. The record is from the annotation of a GenBank genome assembly. Lineage: Eukaryota; Metazoa; Arthropoda; Insecta; Coleoptera; Chrysomelidae.
AUGGAGGAAGAAAGACAGAAGAAAGACAGAAGAAAGACAGAAGAAAGACAGAAGAAAGACAGAAGAAAGACAGAAGAAAGACAGAAGAAAGACAGAAGAAAGACAGAAGAAAGACAGAAGAAAGACAGAAGAAAGACAGAAGAAAGACAGAAGAAAGACAGAAGAAAGACAGAAGAAAGACAGAAGAAAGACAGAAGAAAGACAGAAGAAAGACAGAAGAAAGACAGAAGAAAGACAGAAGAAAGACAGAAGAAAGACAGAAGAAAGACAGAAGAAAGACAGAAGAAAGACAGAAGAAAGACAGAAGAAAGACAGAAGAAAGACAGAAGAAAGACAGAAGAAAGACAGAAGAAAGACAGAAGAAAGACAGAAGAAAGACAGAAGAAAGAAGAAAGACAGAAGAAAGACAGAAGAAAGGCAGAAGAAAGACAGAAGAAAGACGGAAGAAAGACAGAAGAAAGACAGAAGAAAAACAGAAGAAAGACAGAAGAAAGACAGAAGAAAGACAGAAGAAAGACAGAAGAAAGACAGAAGAAAGACAGAAGAAAGACAGAAGAAAGACAGAAGAAAGACAGAAGAAAGACAGAAAAAGACAGAAGAAAGACAGAAGAAAGACAGAAGAAAGACAGAAGAAAGACAGAAGAAAGACAGAAGAAAGACAGAAGAAAGACAGAAGAAAGACAGAAGAAAGACAGAAGAAAGACAGAAGAAAGACAGAAGAAAGACAGAAGAAAGACAGAAGAAAGACAGAAGAAAGACAGAAGAAAGACAGAAGAAAGACAGAAGAAAGACAGAAGAAAGACAGAAGAAAGACAGAAGAAAGACAGAAGAAAGACAGAAGAAAGACAGAAGAAAGACAGAAGAAAGACAGAAGAAAGACAGAAGAAAGACAGAAGAAAGACAGAAGAAAGACAGAAGAAAGACAGAAGAAAGACAGAAGAAAGACAGAAGAAAGACAGAAGAAAGACAGAAGAAAGACAGAAGAAAGAUAGAAGAAAGACAGAAGAAAGACAGAAGAAAGAUAGAAGAAAGACAGACAGAAAAAAGAUAGACAGAAGAAAGAGAGACAGAAGAAAGACAGACAGAAGAAAGACAGAAGAAAGACAGAAGAAAGACAGAAGAAAGACAGAAGAAAGACAUAAGAAAGACAGAAGAAAGACAGAAGAAAGACAGAAGAAAGACAGAAGAAAGACAGAAGAAAGACAGAAGAAAGACAGAAGAAAGACAGAAGAAAGACAGAAGAAAGACAGAAGAAAGACAGAAGAAAGACAGAAGAAAGACAGAAGAAAGACAGAAGAAAGACAGAAGAAAGACAGAAGAAAGAUAGAAGAAAGACAGACAGAAGAAAGACAGACAGAAGAAAGACAGACAGAAGAAAGACAGACAGAAGAAAGACAGACAAAAGAAAGACAAACAGAAAAAAGACAGACAGAAGAAAGACAGACAGAAGAAAGACAGACAGAAGAAAGACAGACAGAAGAAAGACAGACAGAAGAAAGACAGACAGACAGAAGAAAGACAGACAGACAGAAGAAAGACAGACAGACAGAAGAAAGACAGACAGACAGAAGAAAGACAGACAGAAGAAAGACAGACAGAAGAAAGACAGACAGAAGAAAGACAGACAGAAGAAAGACAGACAGAAGAAAGACAGACAGAAGAAAGACAGACAGAAGAAAGACAGAAGAAAGACAGAAGAAAGAUUAUCUCAACUAA